AUGGCUGUGGACAGCCUUGACUCUGCCGAGAAGGCAGGAGAACCCGACGUAACCGAUGACGUCAAGGACGAUGUCAGGGAAGCAGCGACCGAGGAAGAGCAGCUCAAGGCAACCUUAGAUGGUGCAUGGCAGCAGCUGGAGGUGCUCUUCAACGAAGUGAUGCAUCCGGGCCAGCGGCUCACUGGGCUGAUUGCUUGUCAUUUUCAGAUAUUCGCUAGGGGACAGCUCGCGUGCCCAGCCAUCCACGCUUCCUGGCGUGGAACGUGGAAUACUCAGACUUCGAAGAACGUUCUUGCCUUCAAGAGUGGGAGAUGA
This is a messenger RNA of Symbiodinium sp. CCMP2592, 315 nucleotides long. NCBI's taxonomy places the organism in Eukaryota, Dinophyceae, Suessiales, Symbiodiniaceae. The record is from the annotation of a GenBank genome assembly.